Molecule: messenger RNA, 285 nt
Organism: Staurois parvus
Lineage: Eukaryota; Metazoa; Chordata; Amphibia; Anura; Ranidae
Source: the annotation of a GenBank genome assembly
UAAUAUCUCUUAAACCGUACGAUAUUCACACUGCAUGCAGUCGGUGACGUCACUGGCGCAUGUGUUCUACAGGGAUGGCAUACCUGUGCUGUCCCUUCAGAGUUCCGUGCUGUGGAAGGGAUUGCGCAGCGCGGUGAUCGGUGUUGCACUGUGUCCUUCGGACACAGCUGAUCACCGAUCAACAGAAAGAGCCGAAGAUGUCGGCUCGGUCAUGUGAUCAGCUGUGUCCAAUCACAGCUGAUCGCAUGUAAAUAGGGAAAUGCCGGUUUUCGGCAUUUCUCUGCU